This is a messenger RNA of Phlebotomus papatasi, 1892 nucleotides long. RefSeq names its product N-acetylglucosamine-6-sulfatase-like. NCBI's taxonomy places the organism in Eukaryota, Metazoa, Arthropoda, Insecta, Diptera, Psychodidae. Bases 287 to 1795 code for a protein of 502 amino acids. The transcript has 4 exons. Gene Ontology annotation, molecular function: glycosaminoglycan binding; N-acetylglucosamine-6-sulfatase activity. Gene Ontology annotation, biological process: glycosaminoglycan metabolic process. The record is from RefSeq and is a predicted model, not a curated record.
AGGGCUAUUGUGAAGAGUUACGCGCUAUUCCUAGUUGGUGUCCGGAUUGCACAUGAAUUGCAAGGAUUUGAAAUAAUGGCACCGUCGCAGAAAUUGUAGGAAAACUUCGUCAGAUUCCGCGUGUGUUUUAUUGGAUUGUUAGAGUGUAGGUAACAAAUUAUGUUGGAAAAUCAAUAAAGAAGAGGAUUUGGAAGAGACACAGUCAUAAGUAAAUUUGUGUGCCGGGUGAAGACGUAAUUUCUCUUAUUUAACCUUCGAUUUGCGAUUUCUCUCGUGCGAUAAAUUAAUGGAGAAGGUGACACUUUUGCAAUUUUGUUUAAUUUUCACGGCUUUGGGAGUUUGGGGGACAUUGUCAGUUGAUGCCACCAAGCUCCCAAAUAUCAUUCUCAUUCUAACUGAUGAUCAGGAUGUGGUUCUCAAUGGAAUGCUACCAAUGACCAAUGUUCAGGAACUUUUGGCCAAAGAAGGAGCCACUUUCAUCAAUGCUUUCACUUCUUCCCCAAUUUGCUGUCCAUCGAGGGCAUCUCUCCUCUCUGGGAGAUAUGCUCAUAAUCAUGCGACGAUCAAUAACUCCGUAUCAGGUGGUUGCUAUGGCUCCUUCUGGAAGGAAGUGAUUGAGAAAACUACCCUCCCCGUGAUGCUAGAAAAACGAGGCUAUGAAACCUUCUUCGCGGGAAAAUACUUGAAUGACUACAAGUCCACCGAAGUACCUCCAGGAUGGACUCAUUGGUACGGUCUUCAUGGAAAUUCCGUCUAUUACAAUUAUACCCUGACGGAGAAUGGAAAAGCCGUUGAGUACACCGAUGAGUAUCUCACGGAUGUUCUUGCACAGAAAUCUGUCCAGUUUCUUAAAGAACAACGAUCCCAAGAGAAACCAUUCUUCCUCAUGGUAUCAACACCGGCUCCUCAUGCACCAUCAACUUGUGCUCCUCGCCAUGAACGGCAAUUUCCUAAUGUUCGCGCCAAAAGGACUCCCAAUUUUAAUCAUCCUUCUGGGAGUUUAGACAAACACUGGCUCCUCACAAUGCCUCCAGCUGAAUUGCCUGAAGAGAUUCUUCCAGAAUUGGAUGAAAUUACCAGAAAACGAUGGCAAUCUCUUCUGGCUGUGGAUGAACUGGUCAAGGGAAUUGUUCAGAAUUUAGAUGAUGGUCAAGUUCUUGAGAAUACCUUCAUUGUCUUUACCUCGGACAAUGGUUAUCAUGUGGGACAAUUUGCUCAAGCUUAUGACAAGAGGCAGCCCUAUGAAACAGAUAUCCGGAUUCCCAUGAUUGUUCGUGGUCCAGGAGUUGAUAGGAAAUCCAUUGUCCAACAACCAACUCUUCUUAUUGACCUCAUGCCAACAAUGCUGGAAUGGGCCCAACUCUCAAUUCCCACCAAUCUCGAUGGUAGAUCUUUCCGGAUGGAUUUGGAAGAACCAAGAUCCAGCUUCAAUAGGCAGUUCCUCGUUGAAUAUUGGGGUGAGGCAAAUGCAAAUUCCCAUUCUGCCUCUUGCCAGUCUGCUGAUAGCUCUUCUCUCUAUCUCUGCACAGAAGAUGCUGCCUGCCAUUGUCAGGAUGCCAGGAAUAACACCUACAGCUGCAUCCGACAAAUGGAUGCCGAUAAAGAUUUCCUUUAUUGCGAAUUUCGGGAUAGAGAAAAUUUUGCCGAAGCUUAUGAUCUGACCACCGAUCCAUAUCAAAUGGAAAAUCUAGCCUUUGAGAUGCUACCCUCUGAACGUGCCAUCUACUCCCUGAUCCUGAAGAAUCUCACAAAGUGCAUUGGCUCAACCUGUCGCCAAAUAAAUGGAAUAAUGUAAACCUCUCAUGAUAAAUCUCUUUCUUUUUUUACAGUUUCGAGGCUCGUAAUUAUGUAGUUCCAGAGAAUUAAAUAAAAAUAAAUGUUUUUUUGAUUUA